AUGCCGCCAGACAAUGCACCAUACCACGAGUACAAGAAGGAUUGGCCUCCAGAGCUCAUCAGGCGGCUUAGGGCAACAUAUGUUGGACGUCCCACGACCCCGCACUACGUCUCAGUAUUUAUGCAUGCAAUUUCCGGUCCUGCUACAGAUCCCGAGUUUAUUAUUCUGGGCGUUUUUGCAUCGAACUUCCUUGCCAAUCGAACAGCCAUCGAAUUUUUCAAAAAUGAAUAUUCCGAGUUCUUAAAUCAAGAUUCUGAUAACCCUCUGGCUGACUUCCGCCAGAUUGAACCCCACGACCCUUCUUGCCUUGAAAUGAAUGAGAUAGGAUGGUCUGUCUUUGAUCGUGGCGAGCUGUCAUUUGUGGUUUUUGAUGGUGGCGAUGAAAAUAAACUGAGAGUGUUUGUCAAACUUGCGGUUAUUCAUUCGAGUUAUCAGCAGGAUAUCGCUGAGAGUGGGUAUGAUUUGAGGAUUACUACAUAA
Molecule: messenger RNA, 480 nt
Organism: Penicillium angulare
Lineage: Eukaryota; Fungi; Ascomycota; Eurotiomycetes; Eurotiales; Aspergillaceae
Exons: 1
Coding region: 1-480 (159 amino acids)
Source: RefSeq, a predicted model, not a curated record